Molecule: messenger RNA, 1569 nt
Organism: Pyricularia oryzae 70-15
Lineage: Eukaryota; Fungi; Ascomycota; Sordariomycetes; Magnaporthales; Pyriculariaceae
Product: cytochrome P450 52A1
Exons: 5
Coding region: 1-1569 (522 amino acids)
Molecular function (GO): iron ion binding; heme binding; monooxygenase activity
Source: RefSeq, a predicted model, not a curated record
AUGUUUGGAGGUUUGGUAGAAGUCCGCCCAUUGCCCCUGGCCGGGUUCCUGCUGGGAGUCUAUGUGGCGGCUUGGUUCAUUCAGGCGGCCCUGAUGGACUACCGAAUCGCCAAAAGGGGCGGCGGCGGUGUCAAGGCGCCGAGGGUCGCCAGCAACAUGAUCACUGCCGGAAUCUGGUUUUUCUGGGCAGGAUGGCGGCAAAUGCGAAACGAUCUCCUGAGCCUCUAUAACAGCGUCUAUGACAAGCAUGGCACUCCAGAGUCGCCAAACUGCGUCGAGAUCACCCUCACGACCCCGGGGGUCCGCUUCAUCCUGACGAGGGAGCCAGAGCACGUCAAGACCAUCCUGACCAGCAAGUUCUCCGACUUUGGCAAGGGGUACCACUUCCACAAGAUCUGGUCACCCUUCUUGGGAGACAGCAUCUUCACCACCGACGGGCAGCUGUGGCACGACAGUCGGUCGCUGAUCAGACCAAUGUUCAUCAAGGAAAAGGUCCGCGACCUCGACAUCUUUGAUCGCUGGACCAACGAGAUGAUCAACCUGCUGCCCCCUCCCGGCCAGUCUGUCGACAUCGCCAACCUUCUCUACCGCAUGACCCUCGAUGUCACCACCGACUUUCUCCUCGGCGAGUCGGUCAACGCCCUGAGAGAUGAGCACAACGAGUUUGCCUAUUACUUUAACGAAAUCCAGCGUAUCCAGAUGAUGUUGACCAUCUUGGUACCCGCUGCUCCUUUCCUCCCCAGGCAUAGGUACUACGCAGGAAUCAAGUACAUUGAGAAGUUCAUGGCCCCAUUCAUCGAGCAGGCCCUGGCCCUGCCUCCCGACGAGCUCGAGAAGCUGUCCAAGACGGACAAGGACUUUACCUUCCUGCACAACAUUGCACGCUACUCGCGCGACCGCAAGGUGAUCCGCGACCAGAUCAUGGCGGUGCUGCUGGCCGGACGAGACACCACGGCGGCGACCCUGUCGUGGACCAUCUACGAGCUCUGCAACAAGCCAGAGGUGGUCAAGCGGCUGAGGCAGGAGAUCCUGCGGGUGGUGGGCCCGUUUGGCAACAAGCCGACCUAUGAGAACCUCAAGGAGCUCAAGUACCUGACGCACAUCAUCAACGAGACGCUGCGCAUCUACCCGGCCGUGCCGUACAACAUCCGCGCCGCCCUUGAGGACUCGAGCCUGCCCAGCCCCGACGGGAAGCCGUCCAUCGCCGUGCUCAAGGGCGACAUUGUCGUCUACAGCGCCCUGUCCAUGCAGCGUCGCAAAGACAUCUACCCAGAGGUCUCCGAGACCUUUCCCGACCCGGCCGUCUACUGCCCCGAGCGGUGGGAGCACUGGACCCCCAAGCCGUGGACGUAUGUGCCCUUCAACGGCGGGCCUAGGAUCUGCGUCGGCCAGAACUUUGCCAUGACCGAGAUGGCUUAUGUCUUGGUCCUCAUCUUCCAAAAGUUUGAUAGGAUCGAGUACUGCGGCGACUGGGAUGCGCAGUACCACAAGGCCGAGAUCGUUGGUGCUCCUGGACAUGGUGUCCCCGUCACGUUGUACCCGGCUGUAGACGACCAAGUUAAAGAAUGA